UUUUUUUUUUUCCUUUAUGAUGGAGGAUUUCAACUUUGAUGACGAUGUAUUCACUACAACUACUGAACGAAAAGCUAUUCCUUUAGUGGUUGAUUAUCAAGCCAAACAAGAAACAGAUGGGUGGUUUCAUCAUUUAGGGGAUCCACAAAAACUUAUGCAUGAAAAAUUAGGUCCUGCUCAUUUGAAAUAUGCUAUUGAACACGAUUAUCUUCAUGGACGAUAUCAACAAGCUCUAGAAAAAGCUCUUUUAUUUAUCAACAUUGUGGAUUCAGACGAUCAAUGCAAAGUGAUGAAUCCUAGGGAAGUAGUGGAAAUGGCUAUACAUAGUGCAGGUCGUUUGGAAGACUGGGAACAAGUUGGAAAACUUUUGGAUAGAAAUCAAACAACAUAUGAAUUAGGAAGUCUCUUGAUGAAAGGUAGAUUUUAUUCAAAAUGUGGACGAUCCCCAGAUGCAGUCUCAUCACUAGUAGAAUAUAGCAAACAAAGAAAACGGGAUUAUAAUGCUUGGAAAUGGAUGUGCGAUGCUUGUGUGAUGGAUAAAUCAAAAGACAAGAAAAUGGUGAUUCAUCUCGCUCAUUUGACUAUACAACGUGCAUUAAAUAUCAUGACUUCAUUCAAUUGGCGAUUAGAUAUUCCAGUGGUCAAGGAACGUUAUCAACGAGAAAAACAGAAAAUGGAAUUAAAACAAAACGAAAUUAUACAAGAUGGUGGCAAUUUGGAUACUUUUAUUGAAUGGAUACAAUCUGCGGAAGAAAAAGAUCGAUCAUUGGUUGGAUUGGAUGAUUAUGCAUGGCAAGAUUUACUUUGGAUAUACAAAGAUUGGAUGAUUCACUUGACUGAUACGGAUACUACUUUGGAUACUCAAGAAGAAGAAGAAGAACAAGAAAAAGCUGUCAAGGAUUUGUAGAUAGAUAGAUAGUAUUAUUUAGAUUAGAUACCUUUUUUUUUUUUUUUAGAAUCAUCCUUUUUUUUUUU
Molecule: messenger RNA, 975 nt
Organism: Halteromyces radiatus
Lineage: Eukaryota; Fungi; Mucoromycota; Mucoromycetes; Mucorales; Cunninghamellaceae
Exons: 3
Coding region: 17-907 (296 amino acids)
Source: RefSeq, a predicted model, not a curated record